ACUGUUAUAUCUACGAGGGCGUUGCCGAACCGUUUAUUUUACUGAUAAUUCAUUGAUUUUAAUAGAUAAACCCUUCCAAAUACCGCGAUAAUGUACAAGAUAAGGAAUAAGGCUCUACAGAUAAAAAAUGUAGUUCAUUGUUACAAUUCAUACCGUUGAUACAGUGUAGUAUUGUUAACACAAUAAAUUACAUGAAAUUUAUAGUAAAUAAAUGAGUGUAGUAUUUCUUAAACAACAGAAACAUUCUUUUAAUAUUGAUAAUCAUAUUUUAAGUCAUGAGAAUGGUGAAAUUUAUUACAAUAAUGUCGUAAGAAAGACAAACACCAUAUGAGUGUAAGCCUAUGAUUCAUUAGUAUUAAUCGCUUCAGUAAGAAACUGGGAAGUCUAUUGUGAUGUGAAAAUGUUGAGGAACAGUUUUUUAACAGUUUUACUGUGCGCAAGUGUUCAAAGUCAGUCAAAUAAAGACCUUUAUAAUGGUGAGAUAAACAACGAAUUUUACAACUCUGGAGAACAGGUAUCCCGCGUGACUGAUAUUCCUAGCCCGGGGGAUAGUGGUUAUAGGACAUAUGUGUACAAUAAUAGGAGAUACGGGGUGAAUCCGACGCGGUACAACCCUUACAACCCUAAUAUAAAUCAGCCAGGAGGCUUUCCUUACAAUCCAUUAGAAACAAACCCUUUGGAUGAACAGUUUAAGUAUAAUAUUAAUCGAGAUCCAAACAAUCCCGACGCACUAUUCCCAGGAGUGUUGGGAGGAUGGAGAGAGGACCUCCAGGGUAGAGAGCGGAGGGACUCACGGUUGUUGAACAAAAAUAUAUUUGUUACUACAAAUUUUGGUCAAGUGCAGGGAUUUAAAGUAUAUUUAUAUGAUAAUCCUGACCCAGAUUCUGGUUAUCGACCAUGGUUAUCAGCAGUGGAGAGGAUACAGGGCGAAGUAUCAGUAUUUCUUGGGAUACCUUAUGCACGGCCUCCUGUGUUAGAAGGAAGAUUCAAGCCCCCACGGCAGCACCCCGGUUGGCAGUUAAUACAAGCGGUGGACUAUGGCCCGGCAUGUCCCCAGCCCGUGCGCUAUACAGGGGCCACAAAGGGCGUCCGGGACAUGGAUGAGGAUUGUCUAUACUUGAACAUAUUCUCGCCCAAUGCGGAGGCCGGCUCCACCGCCCAGAAGUACCCCGUGAUGGUCUACAUCCACGGCGGUCAAUUCAUGUCCGGGGCCUCGAACCUGUUCCCGGGGCACAUGCUCGCAGCCUUCUACAAUGUGGUGGUGGUCUCAAUAAACUACAGGCUCGGAGCCCUAGGUUUUCUGUCAACGGGUGAUGAGAAUUCGCCAGGAAACUAUGGGCUCCUCGACCAAGCUAUGGCCCUCCGAUGGGUGUACGAUAAUAUCGCCCCGUUCAAUGGCGAUCCGUCUUCGAUUACACUCUUCGGUGCUGGAGCUGGUGCAGCAUCAGCGGGGCUGCUGGCUGUCGCGCCGAAAACCAGGGAUAUUGUGACUAGGGUUAUUGCUCAAAGUGGCUCGGCGAUGGCUGACUGGGCGUUAAUAGAGGACAAAUUUCGUGUACAAAACACUUCACUAGUCUUCGGACGGUUACUCGGCUGCCCUAUAGACUCCUCGUGGAAACUGGUCAACUGCCUCCGUCAGAGUAGGAGCUUUUAUGACCUCGGCAAUGCAGAGUUUCAGCCACAAGUCGGCUUCAUACCAUGGGGUCCGGUGCUCGAGAACAAUUUCACAUUCCCGGGCGAUGAGUGGUACGAGGGAUGGAGGGAACGAGACUGGCACUUCCUCGAUUUAACUGCGGAAGAUCUCAUCCAGCGGAGACAGUUCAACCCCGCUUUGCAGUAUAUGACGGGGGUGACCACUCAAGAGGCUGCCUAUUAUAUUUAUAACAAUCAAUCUUUAGCACCUAGAUACGAAAUCAACGAAGGCUGGUUCAACCAGAAAGUAGCCGAAUUAGUACUCCGGUACAACUACACGUUGAACCCGCGCGGCGUUUACGAAGCCAUCCGGUAUAUGUACACGUACCAUCCAGAGCCACACAAUAUCAGCGCCAUCAGGGACCAGUACAUACAUUUACUCUCCGACUUCCUGUACCGAGCACCCACCGACAAAAUGGUGAAGUCACUACUAGAACAGAACGUGCCCGUCUACAUGUACGUACUGAACACGACGGUGGAGGCGUACAAGUGGCCGGAGUGGCGGCUGUACGCGCACGAUAACGAACGGUACUUCCUCACGGGCGCCCCCUUCAUGGACCAGGAGUUCUUCCCCGUGAAGCAGAGAAUCGACAGACAACAGUGGCUGCCCAACGACCGGAACAUGAGCCAUUUCUUUAUGAAGGCGUAUUCUGACUUCGCAAGGUUUGGUAACCCGUCAAGAUCACGCAUCCUCGGGGUCCAUUUCGAAAUGGCGAAAGCGGGACAACUUCGGUAUUUGAACCUAAAUACGACCUACAACUCGACGAUACAACUCAACUACCGGCAGACGGAGCUCGCGUUCUGGACCAUGUACCUGCCAACUGUGAUCGGACGUCUAGUGCCCACUUACCCACCUAUAACUGAGUACUGGUGGGAGCCGAAGCAGCCGCUGCAAAUAGCAUUCUGGACGGUGAGCAGCGCCUGCCUGGUCCUCAUAGUACUGCUGGUGGUCUGCUGCAUGCUGUGGAGGAAUGCCAAGAGAGAAACAGAUAGAUACUACAACGAUGAUAUCUACACGUUACGGGGCGGCGACGACACGGGCAUAGAGAAUACAAUGCCGUCCAGAGACAACAUCUACGAGUAUAGAGACCUGCCCAUCAAGCGGCCGAUUACACCACAGACAAUCAGUAAAGCGGCGAGCCAGCCGUCUAUUCUGCAACCAAGACCGACAUCGCGAGCGUCCACAGAUUCUGCACUGUCUUUGAAGGAGUCCACAGUGUCUCGAGCACCAGAGCCUCUGCCACGCGCCCGCAGUCGCACGCAAAUCGUGCGGGGCGUGCCACAGACUACCGUUUAAAUCUAUAUUUUUAACCUGUUGUCUUC
This is a messenger RNA of Achroia grisella, 3015 nucleotides long. RefSeq names its product cholinesterase (gene Gli). Gene Ontology annotation, cellular component: tricellular tight junction; cell surface; septate junction. NCBI's taxonomy places the organism in Eukaryota, Metazoa, Arthropoda, Insecta, Lepidoptera, Pyralidae. The record is from RefSeq and is a predicted model, not a curated record. Bases 401 to 2989 code for a protein of 862 amino acids. The transcript is spliced from 14 exons.